This is a messenger RNA of Suillus fuscotomentosus, 460 nucleotides long. RefSeq names its product ubiquitin-related domain-containing protein. The coding region runs from base 80 to 355 and encodes 91 amino acids. Lineage: Eukaryota; Fungi; Basidiomycota; Agaricomycetes; Boletales; Suillaceae. Gene Ontology annotation, cellular component: septin ring; nucleus. The transcript has 6 exons. The record is from RefSeq and is a predicted model, not a curated record. Gene Ontology annotation, molecular function: protein tag activity; ubiquitin-like protein ligase binding. Gene Ontology annotation, biological process: protein sumoylation.
GGCCACUAAGCUAGUUUCGUUUUAUACCAGAACACCAUUAAUUCCUUGUACCACUGCCUUCAGCCGACUGUGUACAGAUAUGUCCGAAGAUACUGAGGAUGUCAAACCGAAAUUGGGCUUGGUCAUUAACUAUGAGGGCACCCAAAUCACUGUGAAGGUGAAGCACAACAUGUCAUUUAAGAAGAUAUUCGAUGCAGCAGAGAAACGGUUUGGAAAAGAACCAGGGACGUUUAAAUUCAUUUACGAUGGCAGAAGAUUGCGAGCUGAAAAUACGCCUCUGGAUAUGGAAAUGGAAGAUGGUGAUAUCAUUGACGCUCACUUAGAGCAGCUGGGUGGUGGCACAAUUAUAUGUUAGCUGUUGUACAUCCACAGGCUUCUGUAGGUCAUGCAAUCGGAUGUAUUCUCUCUACUGUAUCACGUCUCACCAUUCAAUCCGUUCCAAUUUGCUUGUCACCAAAAU